This is a messenger RNA of Oncorhynchus kisutch (coho salmon), 4137 nucleotides long. Its product is annotated as netrin-4-like. Gene Ontology annotation, biological process: cell migration; basement membrane assembly; animal organ morphogenesis. Lineage: Eukaryota; Metazoa; Chordata; Actinopteri; Salmoniformes; Salmonidae. The record is from RefSeq and is a predicted model, not a curated record. Gene Ontology annotation, cellular component: laminin trimer. Gene Ontology annotation, molecular function: protein binding. The coding region runs from base 751 to 2655 and encodes 634 amino acids. The transcript is spliced from 10 exons.
GUGAGUGUUUUAUUCUUCAAUAGGCCUAAUUACCGCGUCGGUUUGUUAAUGCUGGAGGCGUCGUGCCGCUUCGGAGACAGCUCACUUGGCUAAAGUCAAUCGUUUUGAGGAAACGUGCCUUCACUUGUUGUCACUAUAAAAACAGACCUUCAUCGCUGUUCUCUCUCAACUGUUCAUACAAGAAGCAGCUAGGCUACCUGACUGUCUCAGUAUGUUCUAGAACAGUCUUCAGGGAUGUUCAAGAUGAGACGGUGGACUUUACUUGUCGUGAUUGCUCUUUGUGUGUCUCCGUUUCUUUUGGCUGGUAAGUAAAGGAAUAGUAAAGUUAAUUUUUUCUCAUCCUUGUGCGGGCUUGGAUUGAGUUGGUACUCGCAAACUUUAGCGCGAGUCUGUCCAAGUACGGAUGCAGGCAUUGAGGAUGAUUUGAUUAUCGCGUAGAGUAUGUUGCUUUGACAUGUUUGUUGGCUAUCGUGCAUCUCUCCCAUCUAAAACAACGCUUUAAUGUCUGUCCAAUAGAUCAUUUUAAAAUGUCAAUUUAAUAUUGGAUAUUGUUUUGGCUAAUCAGACUGGUAUCGUAAUCUGUGAAGAUUAAUUUAAAUUGGAACAGUGAAUUUUGUGUUAGAUACAAAUACAUUUAUCCCCCGAAAAUAUAUUCUCUCUCUCUCUCUAUCCCCCCCAGGUCCUUCCAGCUCUUCAGGUCCAGUCUCAGAGACCCAGAGCCGCUGUGCUGGCCGGGCCUGUAACCCUCCCAUGGGGAACCUCGCCUUGGGCCGAGGACUACUCACCCAGUCAGUGUGUGGAGUCAACUCAACUGAGCCCUACUGCUCCUACCAGCAGAUGUUUAGCUCUACCUCUUCCUUCCACAGAGACACUUCCUGUCCAGCAGCACCCAAAUGCAGCAAGUGCAACGCAGCUCUCCCCCACCAGGCUCACCUGGCCUCUGCCAUGACCGAUUCCUCAUUCCGAUACCCAGAUACCUGGUGGCAGUCUGCCGAGGGGGCGGAGACAGAAACCCUCCAACUAAACCUGGAGACAGAGUUCUACUUGACACAUCUGAUCCUGGUGUUCCGCUCCCCUCGGCCCGCCGCCAUGUUGCUGGAGCGUUCUCAGGACCACGGGAGGACCUGGAAGACCCUCAGGUACUUUGCGAGGGACUGUGAGGACACCUUCGGCCUGGCAGAGGAGGCUCGUGUGAAGGAGAAAGGAGAGAGCGGGGCGGCCUGCACCUCCAAAUACUCAGGAGCGUUCCCAUGUACCCGAGGAGAGGUGAUCUAUCGCGCCCUGUCCCCCUGGUACUCACUGGACCCCUAUGGCCCAGCAGCCCAGACUCAGUUGAUGGUCACCAACCUGCGGGUGCGUCUGCUGCAGCGCCAGCCUUGCCCCUGCCAGGCUAAAGACCCAGAUAUCCAGGCACUGCCCACGAACCAUUAUGCCAUCUAUGACUUCAUCGUCAAGGGCAGCUGCCUCUGCAACGGGCACGCUGAGCACUGUGUGCCAGCCAAUGGGUACCGCCCCCCCAGGCAGAGGAUCAAUCACGUGGUCCAUGGGAAAUGUGUGUGUAAACACAACACUGCCGGCGACCACUGUGAGCACUGUGUUCCCCUCUACAAUGACCAACCCUGGCAAGCUGCCAACGGCAUCAUAGGAGCACCUCGUGAAUGCAAGAAGUGCAAGUGUCACGGCCAUGCAGAUAGCUGUCACUUUGACCGUGGUGUGUGGUUGGCAUCGGGACGGCGUAGUGGGACUGUGUGUGACGUCUGCCACCACAACACACAGGGCAGACACUGCCAGAGCUGCCGUAGAGGGUUCUACAGACACCCCAGCAGACCUAGCUCUGCCGCUGACUCCUGCACACCAUGUGCCUGCCACCCUGUAGGGUCUAGACCCGCGAUCUCAGGUGGCCAGGACCUCUGUAACCCUAGCAACGGGGCAUGCACCUGCAGAUCGGGCGUGGGCGGACCUCUCUGUGACAGAUGCAUUGUAGGGUUCUGGGGCUUCCAUGGUUACGGGUGCAGACCGUGUGACUGUACAGGUGGGGACUGUGAUCCCUACACCGGGGACUGCUUGUCUGGCUCAGAUCUGGACGUGUACUAUACAGGAGGUGACAGCCACAUACACAGAGGACCUAGCAGUAGUGAGCUAGCAACACUGUUUAGGGUGGAGGAGCUGUUCUCUGCACUGCACCACUCUGAGAAAUGUCAGUGUAAGGUGGUGCCUAUAGGCAGCCCCAAACUCUUCUGUGCCAACGAGUAUGACUACGUGCUGAUGGUGAGGAUCAUUGCGGCCCGUGAUCAGGGCUCCCAUGCUGAGGUGGAGGUUAAGGUAAAGAAGGUCCUGUACCACGGCAGCCAGGUGAACAUCAAGAAAGGUCACAUCACCCUCUACCCAGAAUCCUGGACCACCCGAGGGUGCACCUGCCCCCUCCUUAACCCAGGAUCAGAGUAUCUGGUGGGGGGCCACGAGGACCGGAGGACGGGUCGUCUGCUGGUGAACACCAAGAGCCUGGUCAAACCCUGGAGGCCCAGCCUGGGACGCAAGCUCCUGCACCUCCUCAACAAACACUGUAGCUCUUCCUCCUCCUCUUACUCUUCAAGGAAGACUGUAACAGAGAGACUGCAGAAUGAAAACGUCUUUAGUCUGCAGAAGAAAAACUAGAGCCAUGGAACAAGAUGAAGAGAGGGAUGGAGAGUUAAAAGUUAUCCAUGUUUUGGUGGAUUGCAUGAGAAGGACGAUGAGCCGAAUAUAAAGACGUGUGAGAGUGUAUUUUUGGACGAAUGUGGGCUGGACAUGGGGAUACAGCCACAGCUUUGGCAAUAUGGGGAAAGGAGAACUAUUUUGCCAUUCAGGGCCUCAUUUGCCUGUUUCAUCCACAGACCCACGGAACACAUUUCUGAAACGAAGACCUCCACGGCAGGACCAUGAGCUGAAUGGCACUAUGUGGCUCAGUUGGAAAGGGCAUGGCGCUGGCAACACUGAGGUUGUGGGUUCAAUUCCUGCAGGGAUCAUAAACAAAAACAUAUGCAAAAAAAUGUAUGCACUCACUGUAUUGCAAGUCACUUUGGUUAAACGUGUGAGUCUGCUUAGUGGUAUAUAUUGGAUUAUAUAAUAUGAUGACAGGCAGCUGCACAGAGACAGAGUACAGACUCUCGUCUCCUUUUUUACAGGAAGAGGAAAAUACGUUUCCAAAGGGAAGACCAGAUAUCCUGAGUGAAGGUUUACUGUCUGAGGAAGAUUGAUUGAUUGAUCUGACUUCUCAUUCUGAUCUUGGAUGUUCCAGUCCCAAAGACAUAAGAGCCACUGGGCUGGUGUUUAAAUCCACUUUAGAUUUGUCUCAGACUAUAGUUGAAACCAAAACAAAUAUAGAACUAAAAGGAUAUUAUUAAUGAAUGUUUUAUCAUACUGUCUAUGAAAUGGCAGAGAUCUCUAUCUUCUAGGAUUAGCCUUCUGAUCUAUCCAAGGUUUUAUGUUUGGUGUCCUGAUGUUUGUAUCCUCAGUUCCUGGAGUUAUUGGCAGUAAAGCUGCAGAAGCAUCAUCGCGUGUGUGUGUGUGUGUGUGUGUCCACAAACUCGCUGUCCCUGGCUCGAAGGGACUGAGCAGGCCUUAACAAGUAGUAUCUCCUGGUCUCCUGGAGCGGAAGAAGAGUAGAGAGAGAACAGAAAGUCUGUCUGGACCCCUCUGGGACUAAAGCACUGAAGACGCUCUCAGUUAGAAUUGAACUGACGUCACGUCUUCCCUCACUCUCAGUCUGAUUUCAAUGACUCUCUGUCAGGUUUAUGUCAAAACAUGACAUGCUGAUGUUGUCUACUUACUCACAUGGUUUGGUGUCCUCACUUCUAUUGCACUCAGGGAUGUAGUGGUAAAAACCUCUGAACACCUUAAACAGAUGGGUAACCCCAUAUAAGGGGCAAAUAGGACUCUUAUUUUAUUUGAUUGGGCAUAAGUGUGAUCUAAUCACAUUGGUUCACCAGGAAUGAAUCCUACAGAUCAUGUGGCAAAGUCAGGAGAUGUCCGUGUACUCAGAUCUAGAAUGGUGAACUGAGUUUACGUUUAUUUAUUUAAAUGGGCAAGUCAGUUAAAAACCGAUUCUUAUUUACAAAGACAGCCUACCCCAGACAACACUGUGCUCCACCCUAUGGU